Molecule: messenger RNA, 992 nt
Organism: Macaca mulatta (Rhesus monkey)
Lineage: Eukaryota; Metazoa; Chordata; Mammalia; Primates; Cercopithecidae
Gene: PHPT1
Product: phosphohistidine phosphatase 1
Biological process (GO): peptidyl-histidine dephosphorylation
Cellular component (GO): cytosol
Molecular function (GO): protein histidine phosphatase activity
Source: RefSeq, a predicted model, not a curated record
GGAGGCCUUCGGGCGGUGGGGGCCACGGGGAGGGUGGUCUUCGGACUACGUGCGGGACGGGAGAUCAGGGCUGGGACGUCCCUCAGGCCUCCCUCCUUGCCCCAGCUUCGCGGGCCGCCUAACUGCCCCGCUCCAAGGGUGCCACCGGACCCCGCUGGAGAGGAACUUUUCCGUUGGCUGGAUUUAAUCACCCCCCAUUCCCGGUUCCACGUUUCCUUUAAGUGGGGCUAGUGGGGCUGACAGGGCCGCAAGGCGGCAAGGAACUGGAUUGCGAUUGGUUAGCGCGUGCCUCGGUCGGCGGUACAAUUGGCUGAGGCGCUGGGUCUUGGGCAGCAUUCCCCGACGGGAUUGGUCGCCGCUUUCCCAGAGCCCGCCUUCCGCAGUACAAGCGGUCCCCGGGUGGGGUGGGAGGAGGGGCCUCCGGGACGAAGAACAUGGCGGCGGCGGACCUCGCUCACAUUCCUGAUGUGGACAUCGACUCCGACGGCGUCUUCAAGUAUGUGCUGAUCCGAGUCCACUCGGCUCCGCGCUCCGGCGCUCCGGCUGCGGAGAGCAAGGAGAUCGUGCGCGGCUACAAGUGGGCCGAGUACCAUGCGGACAUCUACGACAAAGUGUCGGGCGACAUGCAGAAGCAGGGCUGUGACUGUGAGUGUCUGGGCGGCGGGCGCAUCUCCCACCAGAGCCAGGACAAGAAGAUUCACGUGUACGGCUACUCCAUGGCCUAUGGUCCUGCCCAGCACGCCAUUUCAACUGAGAAAAUCAAAGCCAAGUACCCCGACUACGAGGUUACCUGGGCUAACGAUGGCUACUGAGCACUCCCAGCCUGGGGCCUGCUACCUCCAGCAGCCAUGUCAGAGCCCCCGCCUUUGCCUGCACCCCUUUCGGGGCUGGCCCUGCCUGCUUCUGCGGCAGCCCCUGGUGACCUGCCGUCUGCCAGGCUUUGCAGACAGGCUAGCUUGACCACAGAAUUAAACGUGUUGCCACGCCUCCCA